Meleagris gallopavo (turkey) is the source of this 1827-nucleotide messenger RNA. Lineage: Eukaryota; Metazoa; Chordata; Aves; Galliformes; Phasianidae. The record is from RefSeq and is a predicted model, not a curated record.
AUGGGGUUCAACAAGGCCAAGUGCAAGGUGUUGCACUUUGGCCAAGGCAAUAUCAAGUAUGUGUACGGAACAAAUUGUAUAUAUGAUCUGCAUGCUGAUCAUCUACAUGAACGUUUUCCUCUGGAUAUCCGUGCUACUUCUGGGGGAACAAUCUGCUAUCUUAAACUGAUAGCAUUAGUGGGCUAUCUUAUUCGUCUUUCAGUAGUAUCCCUUCAGAUUGAAGCAGAUAACUGCAUCACUGACUCACUAACUAUUUAUGACUCUUUGAUGCCAAUCAAACAUAAGAUACUGUAUCGGGCUUGCGAACCAGCUGAUUCCUUGGUGUCACUUGUAUCCACGAAUAAUCUGAUGCUGGUAAUAUUUAAGGCAGCACAUAUAAAGGAACAGAAGGGAUUCCAUGGCUAUUUUGAGGUCAUUACGCAAGAAAGGUGUGGAAAAGCCAUAGUGACAAAAGAGAAAAUUGGCUAUGAAGGGAGAAUCACAAGUCCUUAUUAUCCGAGCUAUUACCCUCCAAAAUGUCUUUGUGCGUGGAACUUCCAGACUCCACAGAAGAACCUUGGUAUAGCUCUGAAGUUUCAUAACUAUACCAUCAGUGAGAAGAAUAUUAAAGGCUGUGAGCGAGGAUGGUGGAAAAUUAAUGAACACAUGUACUGCGGUUUCUAUGUUGAUCACCAAACAGUCUUCCACAUUGCAAGCUCUGCUGUUAACAUUGAGCUUCAGUGCAGUUCAAAGGUGUCAGAGAAGCCCCUUCUGGUGGAGUAUGGCAGCUAUAACAUCAGCCAGCCAUGUCCACCCGGAUAUUUCAAGUGUUCUACUGGCUUAUGCAUCCAGCAGAUGCAGCGCUGUGAUGGGGUAAACAACUGCUUCGACGAAAGUGAUGAACUCUUCUGUGUUGUCCCUGAGUGGAACUGUAACUCCAGCUUUGAGAUACAGGAUAACUUGCUUGUCUGUAACGGAGUAAAUGAUUGUGAGAAUGGAGAAGAUGAGCAGAACUGCACCAACAGUAUUCCUUGCACCAACCACACAUUUAAGUGCAGGAAUAACAUAUGCAUUAAGAAACAAAAUGCAAAAUGUGAUGGGACUGUGGAUUGUACUGAUGGAAGUGAUGAAAGCAGUUGUAGUUGCGGCAGCAGCAAGAGUGGCAAUCUCAUCUCUCGGAUUGUGGGCGGUACAAACACUAAGGAGGGUGAAUGGCCCUGGCAGGUCAGCCUCCAUUUUGUGGGAACUGCAUACUGUGGGGCAUCAGUGAUAUCAAAAGAAUGGCUUGUAUCUGCAGCUCACUGCUUUCAAGGGAGCAAGCUGGCUGACCCCAGAGCAUGGCGUGCUCACUUGGGGAUGCGAAUACAAGGCCGUGCAAAGUUUGUAUCUGCAGUGAAACGGAUCAUUGUUCACGAAUACUACAACAGCAGGAACUAUGACUAUGACAUUGCGUUGCUGCAGCUGAGCAAGCCGUGGCCAGAUACAAUGAGCCAUAUCAUUCAGCCGAUCUGCGUGCCUCCUUUCUCACACAAAGUUCGCAGUGGUGAGAAGUGCUGGAUAACAGGUUGGGGCCAAAAGCAGGAAGUGGAUGAUGAAGGUGCUGCAAUUCUUCAGAAAGCAGAGGUAGAAAUUAUUGACCAAACAUUGUGUCAUUCCACAUAUGGAAUUAUCACAGCUAGAAUGUUUUGUGCAGGAUUAAUGUCUGGAAGAAGAGAUGGGUGCAAAGUAUGUACUUCAACACACCUCACAAGUUUAUUUUGUCUUUCUUUGUCGCAUGAUGAGGCAUAAGAACUGACUGGCAAGUUGCCUUGUUUUACUGAAACACAGCUAUGUAAAAGAGCUAUCAAC